Messenger RNA from Xenia sp. Carnegie-2017, 1622 nucleotides. Its product is annotated as zinc finger protein 501-like. The transcript is spliced from 5 exons. Gene Ontology annotation, cellular component: nucleus. Bases 236 to 1585 code for a protein of 449 amino acids. The record is from RefSeq and is a predicted model, not a curated record. Gene Ontology annotation, molecular function: protein binding; histone methyltransferase activity. NCBI's taxonomy places the organism in Eukaryota, Metazoa, Cnidaria, Anthozoa, Malacalcyonacea, Xeniidae.
UUCUUCUAAAACAAUCGGUAAUUCGUCAACAUCAAAACCCAAGGUCAACGAUGUCAAUGACAAAAAAACUAAAUCCAUCAUUAAAAGAAAAUCCAUCAAAUAUAACUGUAAAGCUCUGAAAAAGACUUCUUUAAGACGAUCAUUAAGAAAGUCAUCCAAAAAGAUUUAUACAGUGGAAGAUGUACCUGAUGAUGAUCUUAACAUUUUACAUCAAUGGAAGGGAACAUCAAAUGCUAUGAAGACACUUCCAAAAGAUUUGUACAUAAAUACCGCUACAAUCCCCAACGCAGGCAGGGGUGUUUUUACAAAGAAAAAAGUUGAAAUUAACACUCGUUUUGGACCAUACAGAGGAGAGGUACUUUCGCUUAAAGACGCAGAGGAUGGAAGAGAUCCUGCGUAUAUGUGGGAGAUUGUACAAGGAGGAAAGGUUGUAUAUUGCAUUGAUGGUAAGGAUCUUGCUCAAGGUAAUUGGAUGAGAUUUGUGAAUUGUGCAAGAUUUGAAGAAGAACAAAAUAUAAUUGCAUAUCAAUAUAAUGGAGAAAUUUACUACCGAGUUUAUAAAGAUAUUGAAGCCGAUAAAGAAUUGCUUGUUUGGUAUGGAGAUGAGUAUGCUGAACAGUUGGGAAUAUCGUUGUUUGAUGAGGAAGAUAAUGACAAGCAUCAAUUUGAAGUUGGAGGUCACAGCUGUAGACACUGUGGAAGGAUGUAUACUUAUCCCGAUUAUUUAGAGAAACAUUUAAAACGAUGUCCAAUGCUUGUUUGUACGAAUCCUGGGAAUGUCCACGUUGUGGUCGAAAGUACAGAUACAUACGGAGAGAAACUUUAUAAAUGUAAACAUUGUGGUAAAACAUUUACCCACAAUAGUGCCUUGAAUAGACACUUUAGGAUACAUACAGGAGAGAAACCAUAUCAAUGUGAACAUUGUGGUAAAACAUUUAUACGGAAUGGUUCCUUGAAUAAACACCUUAGGAUACAUACAGGAGAGAAACCUUAUCAAUGUGAACAUUGUGGUAAAACUUUUACAGAGAGUUAUAACUUGAAGAUACACCUUAGGAUACAUACAGGAGAAAAACCUUAUAAAUGUGAACAUUGUGGUAAAACAUUUACUCACAAUAGUGCCUUGAAUGGACACGUUAGGAUACAUACGGGAGAGAAACCAUACCAAUGUGAACAUUGUGGUAAAAUAUUUACAGAGCAUGGUAACUUAAAACGUCACAUAAAGAUACAUACAGGAGAGAAACCUUAUCAAUGUAAACAUUGUGGUAAAACAUUUACAGAGCAUGGUAACUUAAAACGUCACAUAAAGAUACAUACAGGAGAGAAACCCUAUCAAUGUGAACAUUGUGGUAAAACAUUUACCCACAAUAGUACCUUGAAUAGACACGUAAGGAUACAUACAGGAGAGAAACCUUAUAAAUGUGAACAUUGUGGUAAAACAUUUUCACAGAAUUGUGCCUUGAAUAAACACCUUAGGAUGCAUACGGAAGAGAAACUUUAUCAAUGUGAACACUGUGGUAAAAGAUUUGCAACGCGUGGUAGCUUCAUUCGACACGUAAAGAUUCAUGCUGGUAAGAAAACUUUAUAAUGUGGAUAGAUAUUUACAAGGAUUGAUUGACAGUAAC